Clonostachys rhizophaga is the source of this 435-nucleotide messenger RNA. The record is from the annotation of a GenBank genome assembly. Lineage: Eukaryota; Fungi; Ascomycota; Sordariomycetes; Hypocreales; Bionectriaceae.
AUGUCCAACCAUCCCCGCACAUCUCGCCCCAAGCCUCCUCCCCCCGGCAACGAAGAAGCAUCCGCGACUCUGAACCUCGGAGAGUUCCAGAAUGUCGACACCCUCACCCUAUCAGAAGCCGCGCUUGUCCUGAAUGCGCUGGUCGCGAAGCGUCGCAACGACCGGAAGAACGUGAACGAGACCGAAAUGCUGAACCAAACCCUAAAUUACCUGGACCAUUUCGCGCGAUUCACGCAGAAGGAGAAUGUCGAGGCUGUAGAGCGCCUUCUGAGCGCGCACAAGAACCUGGAGAAGUUCGAACGAGCGCAGCUUGGGUCACUGUGCUGCGAGAAUGCAGACGAAGCCAAGACGUUGAUCCCAUCUCUCACUGAUAAGAUCAAGGACGAGGAUUUACAGGACCUUCUUGACGAGAUCUCCAAGUUGCAAAACCGAUGA